Marmota monax (woodchuck) is the source of this 4656-nucleotide messenger RNA. It is a transcript of the gene Klhl17, whose product is annotated as kelch like family member 17. NCBI's taxonomy places the organism in Eukaryota, Metazoa, Chordata, Mammalia, Rodentia, Sciuridae. The transcript has 11 exons. Gene Ontology annotation, molecular function: protein binding. The coding region runs from base 2064 to 3968 and encodes 634 amino acids. The record is from RefSeq and is a predicted model, not a curated record.
GGCGCCUGCGGGUCACGGAGGGUCACAAGGCGCCAGCCCACUAGCCCCAGCCUUCGAAAGGGGUGAGGACAGCCCGGAGCCCAGGCUCCCGCAAGGAAUACCGCGGAGACUUACCUCUUGCGGCUCCUGGCCUCCGCCAUGACGCCGAGCCCGCCGCGUGCGCCGCACUUCCGGCCCCAGACAGCCGGGCGCUACCGCACUACCUCCGGGUCGGCCCCGCCCCCGGCCGAGCCCCGCCCUGUCGCUGGCUCUGCGAUUCUCGACUGCGUAGCCGGUGGCUUCCAGGCGGGAGGGCGCGUUCGCACCCUCAUGGCCUCAGGUGGGUUCUGGCACGGGUCUGGCAUUCAUUCGCCCAACGCGAGCCGGGCCAGGUCAGAGCUCUGCGUCCUUCUCCGUGACACGCUGAAAUAACAACUCCCACCUGGGGAAUCGAGGCCCUGUCCGCGGCCCACCAGUGCGUGUGCCGGGCGCUGACAACAGACAAAACGUACGCCAGUGGAGACUUCUGUACUAAGAACACACAAACCAAUGACAAGCCAAGGGUCUAGUGGAGAAAACAAUGAAAACAGAAACGGCCGGGAUCCAGAUAGACAGUCUGACAGGAAUCUGAGCGUGCUGGGGGGCGGGACUGGCUUCGCCUGAUGCGAGGUCGGAGCAAGAGCCCUGUGUCUAUCUCGCUGGACGGUCAGCAGCACCAUCCACAUUCCGUGCAGCGAGGUCCCACGGAAAACGCACCCGAGUGUCUGGCCGGGGCGCCCGGGGCUGGGCGGAGAGGAUGCAUUCCUCCUUCCAGGCUGCGGGGUCCGCGGGCCUGGACGGCUGGACCAAACGGCCAGCGCACGGACCAAGGCUUGACCCACCACAGCACAACCGGCAGGUGGCUGGCCAUCUGGGACCCGGAGCUUGUCCGCCUGGGGCAGUACGCGGGGCCCGAGGGCUACGAGAGGAAUCGAUCCGGUGGCGCGACGCCGGGCUGACCCGUGUCCAACGCGGAUCCUCGAAGCCUCCUCGGAGCGCGAGAGAUGGGGCGGGCGGCGCCGAGAAACAGCGUCUGCAGCCGGGGAGGCGCGCGACGCUGAGGGGCCACCGCUGCCGAGCAUCCUUCCAGCAGUCGCGCUCGCUCGUCCUGCGCGCUUCGCGGCGGCAGUUCGGUGGCUGAGCUGAUGCAGCCGCGCGGCGAGCGCCCGGCCGGCAGGACGCAGAGCCCGGAGCACGGCAGCCCGGGGCCCGGGCCCGAGGCGCCGCCGCCGCCGCAGCCGCAGCCGCCGGCGUGAGUAGGGCGGAAAGCGGGCGGCGCCGAGGACCGACGGAGGGACCGGGGGACUCGGGAGGACGGCGUCGCCCGAGAGGCUGCCGCAGGCCUGGGCCGUGUGAAGUCCGAGCCCCUCGGUCCUUCGGCCACAGCAGCGGUUCUGGGAAGUCCUGAGUGCUGCGGGGGGGGGCCAGGGGUGCUGACCCCUGGAAAGAGAGGCCCUAAGCCCCUUGCCUGCCCUUGAAUCCCUCCACAACGGGAGGUCCACCUGCUGUAAGGGGGGCCAAGGGGUCUGCUUUAAAGCAGGCAUUGGCCGGUUCCCUGCGUACACCUCCCACAUUCCCGGUACUGCUGAGGGAUGGGAAGGGUGGCUGGCAAGGCAGGAGCCCUAUCCUUAGAAGGGUAGAGGAUACCUGUCUCUCAAGGAGAACAAGAGAUGGGUGAACUUAGUAGCUGAGAAGGGAGGUGGGCAGAGGAAGCUGGACAGUCAGGGCAGCAGUGUCCGGAUGGUCCCCCAGGGGGAGUAGGCUUAGAAGAGAGUCUGGUCUGGCUCCAGGGUAGCUCCCUGUACAGGAGGGGAGGUCUUGCUCCAGGCGGGCAGCAUUACUAGGUGGGCCUUGAUGCAGACGUUAUGGCCACUGGACUGCUGGACAGAUGGCUGACUUGGCUGCCCUGGCCAUACCCAGAAGUCUGGUGGCACAGAGGAGGUGGGUGAGCAGCCCCCUACAGGGCUAACCCUGACCUGGCCCUGCCCACCUGCAGCCCAGAGGCAGAGCGAGCGCGGCCCAGGCAGGCCCGGCCCGCAGCCCCCAUGGAAGGUGCCAUGCAGCUACUGAGCCGCGAGGGCCACAGUGUGGCCCACAACUCCAAGCGGCACUACCAUGAUGCCUUCGUAGCCAUGAGCCGAAUGCGGCAGCGUGGCCUCCUGUGUGACAUCGUCCUGCAUGUGGCCGCCAAGGAGAUCCGUGCACACAAGGUGGUGCUGGCCUCCUGUAGCCCCUACUUCCACGCCAUGUUCACAAAUGAGAUGAGUGAGAGCCGCCAGACUCAUGUGACACUGCAUGACAUUGACCCUCAGGCCUUGGACCAACUGGUGCAGUUUGCGUACACCGCUGAGAUUGUAGUAGGCGAGGGCAACGUACAGACGCUGCUCCCAGCUGCCAGCCUGCUGCAGCUGAACGGCGUCCGGGAUGCCUGCUGCAAGUUCCUGCUGAGUCAGCUGGACCCCUCCAACUGCCUGGGCAUCCGGGGCUUUGCCGAUACGCACUCGUGCAGUGACCUGCUCAAGGCAGCACACAGGUAUGUGCUGCAGCACUUUGUGGACGUGGCCAAGACCGAGGAGUUCAUGCUGUUGCCGCUGAAGCAGGUGCUGGAAUUGGUCUCUAGUGACAGCCUGAAUGUACCUUCAGAAGAAGAUGUCUACCGUGCUGUCCUGAGCUGGGUCAAACAUGACGUGGACACUCGGAGGCAGCACGUUCCAAGAGGACACCAUGGGGGCAGUGCAGGCAUCUGUCUCAAGAACCCAUCGUACAGGUGGUACAGGCAUCUGAGCCAGGGUCUCAGCCCUGGGGCAAGUGUGCCUGAGGGUCCCCUGACCCUGGCACUCCUGCCCCAGCUGAUGAAGUGUGUGCGGCUGCCCUUGCUGAGCCGCGACUUCCUGCUGGGCCACGUGGAUGCUGAGAGCCUGGUGAGGCAUCACCCUGACUGCAAGGAUCUGCUCAUUGAGGCCCUCAAGUUCCACCUGCUGCCCGAGCAGAGAGGUGUACUGGGUACCAGCCGCACACGGCCCCGGCGCUGUGAGGGUGCCGGCCCUGUGCUCUUUGCCGUGGGUGGCGGGAGUCUUUUUGCCAUCCAUGGGGACUGUGAAGCAUAUGACACUCGAACUGACCGCUGGCACGUAGUAGCUUCCAUGUCCACACGCCGGGCCCGAGUGGGAGUGGCUGCUGUAGGAAACCGGCUGUAUGCUGUGGGCGGCUAUGAUGGGACCUCAGACCUGGCUACUGUGGAAUCGUAUGACCCUGUGACCAACACAUGGCAACCUGAGGUGUCCAUGGGCACGAGGCGCAGCUGCCUGGGUGUAGCUGCCCUGCAUGGGCUCCUGUACGCAGCUGGCGGCUACGAUGGGGCCUCCUGUCUCAACAGCGCUGAACGCUAUGACCCCCUGACGGGAACAUGGACAUCCAUCGCUGCCAUGAGCACCCGGAGGCGAUAUGUGCGCGUGGCCACACUCGAUGGGAACCUGUACGCUGUGGGUGGAUAUGACAGCUCUUCACACCUGGCCACUGUGGAGAAGUAUGAGCCCCAGGUGAAUGCAUGGACCCCGGUGGCCUCCAUGCUGAGCCGGCGCAGCUCUGCAGGUGUGGCGGUGCUGGAGGGCGCCCUGUAUGUGGCCGGGGGCAAUGAUGGCACCAGCUGCCUCAACUCAGUGGAGAGAUACAGCCCCAAGGCCGGCGCCUGGGAGAGCGUGGCACCCAUGAACAUUCGCAGGAGCACACAUGACCUGGUGGCCAUGGACGGCUGGCUGUAUGCUGUGGGCGGCAACGAUGGCAGCUCCAGCCUCAACUCCAUCGAGAAGUACAACCCAAGGACCAACAAGUGGGUAGCUGCCUCCUGCAUGUUCACACGGCGCAGCAGUGUGGGCGUGGCAGUGCUGGAGCUGCUCAACUUUCCGCCACCGUCCUCGCCCACGCUGUCUGUGUCUUCCACCAGCCUCUGACACACAGCACCGACCACAGAGAGGCCCCGCUGCCUCCCACAUGCCUUAAGCCCCUCGGGUCGACCCCAGCACCUCCCUCUCCUCAGCCAUAUGUCAGGGGCUGGACGUGGCCCCACCAGAGACGUCCUGCACCGUCUCUCCACGUCUCUGUUCACUCCUUGUUCCUCUAUGUGUGUGCUGUUUAUUUAUUUACUCACCUAUUUAUUAAUUCAUUAUUUAUUGAUGGAUGAGCACCGCUGCAGUUACCAAUUCAUAUGUUUACUCUCAAAGCGUGGGCACUUGUGUGCACAGGGGACCAAGUUGCCCUGCGAGUGUCCUCCACCCAGUUCCUUGUUCCAGGCAGUGAGGGGUGAUAGGGUGGCCACUCGCUGCAGGGAGGUCAGUGGCCCAAUGGUACUUUAUAGACCCAGGGUCAGGAGCAGCAUAAUAACCAGAGUUGGUGGAGCCAGAGCAGGGCAGGGAUUUUUAAGCAGGUGCAGACAGGUAGUCUGAACUUUGCACACUGUCCUUACCUGGCCCAGCCAGGGCUGUCCCCAGGAAGGGCACGAAGCAGGUUCCCUUCCUGCAUCCUGUGUCUGCAGUGUGAUGUCUUUUCUGGAUCUCACAUGGGGCUGGGGCACAUGCACUCAGACCCUACUCAGCAAUAUGAGCCAUCUUGAACAAUAAACAUGUUUUUUGGGCUCCCUGA